Messenger RNA from Salvelinus sp. IW2-2015, 1671 nucleotides. RefSeq lists its product as uncharacterized. The annotation marks the transcript as partial. Lineage: Eukaryota; Metazoa; Chordata; Actinopteri; Salmoniformes; Salmonidae. The record is from RefSeq and is a predicted model, not a curated record. The transcript has 3 exons.
UUUGUCUGGGAGAACGGACUGUGGCUUGGAGGCAGAAUUGACAAAGACUGUAUCACUUGAGCUUGGCAAACCGCUACUGUCGCUUCUAUCAUCUUUCAAAUCUCAGACAUGCACAAGAAGCAGUACAAGUUCAGAACCAUCACUUUUUCAAAGAUCCUACCUCAGAGUAGACGAUUCCACAGUAGAACAAUUCAGUGCUUUUCAGGAGAUAAUGACUGCUUUGUCACGUCUUUCCUUAUCUGAUAAAGUUAUGUCUGCUUGGACUGGUCUAAUAGACAUGACAUUUCCUGCGAUAGUGACAUAUGGUUCAGAAUUCAUAUUGACGUUUCUCCAAACCCCAAUGGAUUAUGUAAAAAUAGCACUGCAAUUUGGAAUUGCAAUGCCCGCUCUGGACCAAAAUGAACAAUGUCAGCAAGGGGAUCUAAAGCAGCUCCUGAUGUGGGGUAUACGUCACAAUGUGAGCUGGUCCCUUGGUGACUCCAUCUUGGAUAUGUUCCUGGCUCCAGAAUCAACGCUGUGCAGCUACCCAGGCCCAGACUGCCAGAGCCUCCCCACAGUCUCCUUCAGCCGUACCCUCAAAGCGGUAGAGGACAACCCCACUGCCCUGCUGAGGUGUGACCACGACAACUUAGCCCGUUUCAACGACACCCUGUGCGCUGACAUCAUCACAGUGGGCCUACAGAGCUCCUCAACACUUUCCACUUUCUGCAACGCUCUGAGCAUCCUGAACCCCACUGAGGUGGAACAGGUGUGGAGUAACACCUGUCGUGUUAUCCAGGCUCUACUGUUGCCCGUCCUGGAGGACAGGUCUGACUGCAGUGGGGACAUCCCGGCCCCGCCUCCCCCAGGCCCACGGGUCUCAAGAUCGCUCAGCCUCAGCCAGCUGCUGUGCAACUACGGCAACUGGACCAAUGCUAGUGACGUGGACGCAGGCCUGGUGACACUGUGUAGUGAAAAUGACAGGCAAGAAUUCAUCCUAGCGGUGUGCAGCAAUAUCCAGCUAAUGCAGGCAUUGAUGAACAACAAUCCUAACAAUAGCUGGCUGUGGAAUUUCUGUGUGAACUCCUCUGAUGGAUACAUGGUGAGUCAGUUCUGUAGGUAUCAGACCUGGACGGCGGAGACAGUCGACCCAACCAUGGUGGCCGUCUGCUGGGACCAGGACAAGGAGAGGCUGAUGAUCCUCCUCUGUCAGAACCUGGACUUGUUCACUGUUGUGUUUUCCCAUGUUGACAACAACUGGCUGCAGCUGAACUGUACAGAGGCUCCGACACAGCCAGAUAUAAACUCUCUGGUGGCGGCUUCCUGCCAGUACUCAGAAUGGCAAAACGUGAUGGAAAUCACCAUAGAGAUGAUAUCCAUGUGCAUCCAGAAUGAUGACAAGGGUUUUGUACUGGAGGUGUGCGCCAAUGCCACAUUUCUGAAUGAACUGCUCCAUAAUAGUGCUACUGUAUGGGUUGGAGAAUACUGCACUGUCUCCCUUAACUCUCCACCCACCAACCYGCCUGUGGUGUUCAGCAUCCCAGACUGGUGCAACUAUGAUAAGUGGAGCAAGGUGCUGGUGGACCCGUCAAUGGUGGAGCUCUGCUGGCGACACGACCAGAUGGGUUUUAAUAAGAACGUGUGCUGCAACAUGCCCCUGUUUGAGAAGCUCACCUUAGAGCCCCAGAACGA